CGCUAAAGUAACAUCUGUUAGUUGUUUUCGCUUUGACAAUACUCGUCCAGUGCAUCACAUUGUAACUAAUCUCCUAACAAAAAAACAGUUUUGUUUAGAAUAGAUUAUUAACAGCAAUACAAAAAAUAAAAUCACCAAGAAAUUUUCUUGUCAAGAAAAAAAACAGAUUCACAAUGAAUUCAACGGAGAAUGAUAACAGAAAUACCCAGAAGUUUCAAAAAAAUCUUAAUGAAACAUUAGAAGAAAAAGAAAAAUUAAAAAAUAUAUUAUCAUCAACGAAAACUGAAUGUAACUUAUUAAAAAGUCAAAUUGAAUCAGCAACAGAAGAAUUGAGAAAAGUUAAUAAAGAAAUUCAAGACAUACAAAUUAAGAAAAAAUUGUUAAUAAAAAAACAAGCUAUCAGACGACAAAGAGAACAAAAGGCACAAAAAGAUUUAUACUCACUAAUUUCAAAUAAACAAAAGAUUGAAGAUUUGAUAAAAGUUGAACGUGAAAAUUCUUUGAAUGAAAGAAUUCAUCAACUACAGGAAUGUAUUAAAUAUUCAGAAGACCAUUGGAUUUUUCGAUAUUUUAAUGAUAGAAAUUUUGAAGAUGAGUCACGAAAAGAAGAGAUUGAAGGAAAUGAAAUCGUUCUUAUUGAAAAUAAACAAAUUUAAUAUUUUACUGUUUGUUAAUGUUAUAGCUGUUGGUUUUUAUUGGUAAAUAAAUUGAAGUUGAAUUCA
Molecule: messenger RNA, 722 nt
Organism: Schistosoma guineensis
Lineage: Eukaryota; Metazoa; Platyhelminthes; Trematoda; Strigeidida; Schistosomatidae
Source: the annotation of a GenBank genome assembly